UGGCGGCCAUCUUGGUUGUGGGCAGUCGGCCGAGAGGUUGCGCCUGCGCCGAGGCCUGUUCUCUGGCGGUCGCGUUGCGUCCUUGAGGCUAGAGGCUGGAGGGGCGUCGGCGGCCGAGAUGACCCAGGCCGAGAAGGGGGACACGGAGAACGGGAAAGAGAAGGGCGGGGAGAAGGAGAAGGAGCAGCGCGGCGUGAAGCGACCCAUCGUGCCCGCGCUGGUGCCGGAGUCGCUGCAGGAGCAAAUCCAGAGCAACUUCAUCGUUGUCAUACAUCCAGGUUCAACAACUCUGAGGAUCGGUCGAGCCACAGACACACUUCCUGCCAGCAUUCCUCAUGUUAUUGCACGAAGACACAAACAACAAGGGCAGCCCCUGUACAAAGACAACUGGCUCCUAAGGGAGGGACUAAAUAAACCUGAAAGUAAUGAACAAAGACAGAAUGGCCUUAAAAUGGUGGAUCAAGCAAUAUGGUCCAAAAAGAUGUCAAAUGGUACAAGACGGAUUCCUGUGUCCCCUGAGCAGGCACGUUCCUACAACAAGCAGAUGCGACCUGCGAUUUUAGAUCAUUGCUCUGGAAAUAAGUGGACAAACACAUCUCAUCACCCUGAGCAUUUGGUAGGAGAAGAGGCCCUGUAUGUUAAUCCUUUGGACUGUUACAAUAUUCACUGGCCUAUCAGAAGAGGUCAGUUAAAUAUUCACCCAGGACCUGGGGGCUCCCUUACAGCUGUUCUGGCAGAUAUUGAAGUAAUAUGGUCUCAUGCAAUACAAAAAUACUUGGAAAUCCCACUGAAAGAUUUAAAGUAUUAUAGAUGUAUCUUGUUAAUUCCUGAUAUCUAUAAUAAACAGCAUGUGAAGGAAUUAGUGAAUAUGAUCCUAAUGAAGAUGGGUUUUUCAGGAAUCGUGGUCCAUCAAGAGUCUGUGUGUGCCACCUAUGGAAGUGGUUUAAGCAGCACGUGUAUUGUAGAUGUUGGAGACCAAAAGACAAGCGUGUGCUGUGUGGAGGAUGGGGUCUCUCAUCGGAACACUCGGCUCUGUCUGGCAUAUGGUGGAUCUGAUGUGUCAAGAUGUUUUUACUGGCUGAUGCAGCGAGCUGGGUUCCCUUACAGAGAAUGCCAGUUAACAAAUAAAAUGGAUUGCCUUCUUCUGCAGCACCUUAAAGAAACUUUUUGUCAUUUAGAUCAGGACAUCUCUGGGCUUCAGGACCAUGAGUUUCAGAUUCGACAUCCAGAUUCCCCUGCCCUUCUUUACCAGUUUCGAUUAGGAGAUGAAAAACUCCAGGCUCCGAUGGCUUUGUUUUAUCCAGCAACUUUUGGAAUCGUUGGACAGAAAAUGACAACUUUGCAGCACAGAUCCCAGGGUGACCCUGAGGAUCCUCAUGAUGAACAUUACCUGCUGGCCACACAAAGCAAGCAAGAACAGUCUGCAAAAGCUACUGCUGACCGAAAGUCUGCAUCCAAACCCAUUGGAUUUGAGGGGGAUCUUCGUGGCCAGUCCUCUGAUCUUCCAGAAAGACUGCAUUCCCAGGAGGUGGACUUGGGAUCCUCCCAGGGAGACUGCUUGAUGGCUGGCAAUGAUUCUGAGGAAGCUCUCACUGCACUGAUGUCCAGGAAGACUGCCAUCUCGCUGUUUGAAGGGAAAGCCCUGGGCCUGGAUAAAGCCAUCCUCCAUAGCAUAGACUGUUGUUCGUCUGAUGAAACCAAAAAGAAGAUGUACAGCUCCAUCCUGGUGGUGGGAGGUGGUUUGAUGUUUCAUAAAGCUCAAGAAUUUCUGCAGCACAGAAUUCUCAAUAAGAUGCCACCUUCAUUCAGGCGAAUUAUUGAAAAUGUGGAUGUGAUCACAAGGCCCAAGGACAUGGAUCCCCGGCUGAUUGCAUGGAAAGGAGGGGCAGUGUUGGCUUGUUUAGAUACGACACAGGAGCUGUGGAUUUAUCAGAGAGAAUGGCAGCGCUUUGGCGUCCGCAUGCUACGAGAGCGAGCUGCUUUUGUGUGGUGAAAUGGACAGAAAAGUCACUGUUGAAGACCAACACAUAACCUUGUGGUGUGACACCAGAGAGCUGAUCGUGUGUCAUAGAACAAGGGAAAGAACCCAGCACUCAACUUAGUGCCACCUGCCUCUUCACCGCAGCUCAGGGGACAAACCUACUGGAGUCUGCACAUCCUCAGAGACCAGCCGCACGCUGUCAGACUACACAACCUGCCAGGAAGCUGAGGCUAUAACAAGCAUUUUGCAUCAACAACAAAGAAUGGCUACAGUGCAUCAGUCCAGAAGGACCAGAGUUUGACCGUCAGCUUCACUUCUGCAUGUGUAACCAGGGCAAGUUACUUAAGUUCUCAGUUUCUUUAUCUGUAAAACAGGACUGUCCCAACCUCGGGGUUGUUGACGGCUUAAGUGAGAUGAUGCGUGUCAAGUGCUCAAUCAGUGCCUGACACACAGGAAUGGGCUUUCCCCUCCAUUUCACCUGACUUAAUCCUCUCCUUGUGAGUGAGGUGCGGUUACCGUCAUGUCCACAUUACACACAAGGAAGCUGAGACUCAGCAAGGCCAAACGCCUUGUCUAGGGUACCCGGCCUCUCUGUACCAAACCACAUACCAAAACAGGUGUCCCAACAAGACAGAGAAUAAGAGAAGAGUGAGGAAGUGUACCUGGUGAGGUGAAGUUCACAGCCAGGGAGGGGCCGUCUUCAUUCAUAUUUGCAUUGGGGAUGUUAUGGGCCCUAAUGAAAUAGACUGUUCAGCUCUACAGGAAAGCCAAUGUAGGAAAACGUCCACUGCAAGGCAAAGCGGGAAGCCCUGAAUUUCCAAGUUCUUCUCAGUUAUAAUUUCAUUCCUUAACCUACUGCUGAAACUCAUGUCUCUAGUCAAUGCCUGCUAAGGAAAUGGACCCUACAUGGCUUGCCAGUGUAAUUCACAGAAUCAGAGAAGGGUAAAAUUCUAGAGCCAGGAUGUAAUUUAAGUUCAGGUUCCCUCACUUUGCUAAUGGGGAAACUGAGGCCCAGGGAUGCUGACUUGCCCAAGGCACACAGCAGAGAAAUGGCCCCAAAUGGGAUCUGAACCCAGGCAUCCUGCUUCAGGCUCCAGGUUGUAGCUCUCAGCAGCCUGUAUGUGAGCACAACAUCCACACCCCCAACAAAGGACCUGGAUUAGUGACAAUUAGCCAAGUGUCUCCAAGUGCUUACUUUGCCACCAGAGGGUCUGGUCUGAGUCUGGAAGGCGUCAGUGUAAUUGCACCUGACGCAGCUGAAGGACUGGAAGUGGCUUUUGCCCGUCACGCAGAUCUUGGUGGCUUUCAACAAGCGGAUGCUGGCUGCCGAGGUGGGCAAGAGGGCAGUUGUGUAUUUAGUGCUAAAUCUGUGGAUGACUUGAUGCUAGACAGCCUCCCUGCCUCAUCGCCCUUCGCAUUCACUGUAGCCCUCAAAGGUAGGCACGAUGAUUGUCUCCAGUUUACAGAUGGGGUAAGUGAGGCUUAGGGAAUUUCAGGGAGCUUUGCUGUGGCUUACAAAGUUCAUCAGCGGAAGAAUAUGGAUUCAAAUUCCAAAGCCUUUCCUCCUCAUAGAUGAGCCUGAAUUUCACAGAUGCCUGCAAAGAGGAGUCUAACUGCACUAUUUUGGGUCUCUUUUAAGAGGAACAGGCCUGCUGUAUAGAACACCACAAAGGCCUUUCACAGUGUCCUCAGCAGCCAUGCCUGUUCCGUCUGCACCUUUACGCAUGCUGAUCCUUCUCCCUGGGAUGCCCUUUCCUCCUAUUCUCUGCCUCUCCAAGUCUUACUCCUUCAAGGCCCAACUCAUGCACCACCGCCUAUAACAACAGCUAACAUACAUGAGCCUGCUCUGUGCCAGGGAUGAAGCCAAAUGCCUUAUCGCAACAUCUAAUUUAAUGUGGUCUCACCAGGGCCCUCUCCUGCUCCUCUCUCCCCAACCCCCUUCGGAGUACAGGUCCCUCCAGGAUUCCCCUGACGGAGUCUGUGCCUGUGUCUGCCUCCCCUUGGCCCUCUGGGAACCCGACUGGCACUCCCAGAUUAUUGACCGGAUGGAAUUUAGCUGAAUUUAGUGGGUGGAACCUACACACGUGGCCUUUAGGUCCCCAGGAUUGGUUCAUCCAAAGAACUCACAAGGUGCCUCAGAGAAAUGAGGACUUCAGGACUUCCACAAUGCCCUUUGGGAGGUGGAAAAGUUAUCUACCCGAGAGAAUGUUUUCCUAAACCUCGGGGAUCAUCUCUGGCCUUACCCAAUUUUCUUCCAUGAAGGACAGCAUAACAUACAGAAAAGCACACCAGCAUGCCAUUUGAUGAGUUUUCACACUCAUGCAGCCAGUACUUAAGGAACACCCCAGGAGUGCCCCUCAGGCCUCCUUUCAGUCAUUCCCCACCUGAGAGUAGCCACUGUCCUGACUUCUAACUGCUUAGAGUAGUUUUGCCUGUUUUGCACUUUUUGUUAAUGGAAUCAUCUGGUGGGUAGGACUGCAGGCCUGCGUGCAGAUGUGAAGGUAUGAACUCCUGAAUCUGGCUUCUUUUGUUUGUGAGAUUCAUCCACACUGUGUGUAGUUACAGAUCAUUCAUGCUCAUUGCUAUACUGGAUUCCGUUUUGUGAUUCUAAUUCUACUGUCAGGCAUUUGAGGCAUUUUUUGGCUGUUAUGCAUACUGCUACUAUGAACAUUCUAGUCUGUGGCUUUGGUGCGUGCAUGUACGUAUUCUGUUGGAUGUGUGCCUGGGAGGGGAAGUAAUGGGUUGUAGAGUCUGCCCUUUUCUGCUUUAGCAGACACGUCAGGCCUUAUCUUUGAUGCAAACUUACCAUCUGCCCAGAGUAUCCAGCUUAUGUUCAUCAAAAUUGAAUAGUCCUCCAGCACAACACUGCUUUUAAUAGGCUCCACUCGGAGAUCCCUCAAGUCUCCUGGGGUCAGGGUGUGUCAGACCAUCCAUUCUGGAGAUGGUCCUGGGAGAAGGCGAGACUGCCCAUGACACCCCCCCCCCUCCCCAGCCCAAACCAAUGCCACCUGCUCUACGUGACCCACCCUGACCACCCCUCACUCACAAUUCAUCUCUUCUUCCAGCUAAGGCAGGCCAGACAUUUCUCAGUGCUGGUUGAUGUGCAGCCGAGGUGAUGCUCAACCUCCGGGCCCCAACCAACAGAGCACGUGUCACCACUCUGGGUCCCUUCAUACGUAUGUGUGUAUCUAAUAUAUUUGACAUGUUUACUAGGAUCAGUCCUGCCUUCCCCACACCUCAUCCUGGACUCCGGCCAGCUGGCCCCCAUGACUCUCCCGUCCUACCUCCCAGUCUCUGCUGGUACCAUCUCCCCUCCAGCUCACCCUGUCCAUCCACAUUUCUUGGGCAGAAGCCCACCCAGUCUUCAAAUGCUACAAUCUCCCACACUCCUUCUCUAAAACAUUUGCAUCCUGUUCCCAGCUGUAAGUGACGUCCCUCCCGUGGCACUUGAUCUCCCUCCAAGGAGUGGCAGGCUUCCCUUUUUACCUUGCAUGGCGAUUCCCACCCUUCCUGUGCCUCUAACUUGCCAGGAGUCCAGCCCCAAAACCUGAAACCCUGGGAGCUCUGCCUCGAGCAGAUAGAGGCUUCACCCGCAUCAGCUAAUGAAGCAAUGGUUCACCCUGUGCCUGGUCUCUCAUGACCUACUGCCAGGAUUCGGGUCCCCUAAAGGUCCAACUGUGCUCUUGAUGUAAAGCCCUGUUUCUAGUGCACCUACCGGGUUCAGAGCCACACUGAAUCGUCUGCAAGAGAGAAAGAAACCGAGUGCCAUGUUGAAUACCGUCAAACCACAAGCUUUCAUUUGCCAAUUAGGCAAAACACCAUCUUCUUCCUUAAAUGCAUAUACAAGGGAUGAAUGCUGAGCUGGUUCCACUUCACAGUUUGAGGGAGACUACGUGGCCCCAUGGUAGGCUAUGAUGGGCCAUAGAUUAACCACUAGUACACUUGACCCUCAAGCCUGGCCAUCACCUCCCUUAAAGACCAGAGGUGGGUUUACCCCUCUCUGCACCUCAGCCGUCUCUGCUACAAGCAGGGGAUAACUCUGGACCACCAUGAAGGUCCCUUCACACGCUAAUGUUUACCUGCAGGCUUUCAGGACAGUCUAGAAUAUUUAUUGAGUUCUCCCAGGUUAAGGACUGGCUGUGCCAAGAAGAUAAGCAGAAGAGUGCAGUCCAUGGUGCCUUUCCCAGGUGCUUUAAAAAAUUCUGCUUCUAAUAUAAAAGGACUCACCUGAGAUAUUUACAAAAUCAUAACGCAACUGUGAUUUCAUCAUGUUAUCUUUUAAAAAGAACUUUUAGGGCUUCCCUGGUGGCACAGUGGUUAAGAAUCUGCCUGCCAAUGCAGGGGACACAGGUUCGAGCCCUGGUCCAGGAAGAUCCCACAUGCUGUGGAACAACUAAGCCCGCGUGCCACAACUACUGAGCCUGUGCUCUAGAGCCCGUGAGCCACAACUACUGAGCCCACGUGCCACAACUACUGAAGCCUAUGCUCCGCAACGAAGAGUAGCCCCCGGUCGCUGCAACCAGAGAAAAGCCCACGCUAGCAACGAAGACCCAG
Messenger RNA from Balaenoptera acutorostrata (minke whale), 6535 nucleotides. It is a transcript of the gene ACTR8, whose product is annotated as actin related protein 8. NCBI's taxonomy places the organism in Eukaryota, Metazoa, Chordata, Mammalia, Artiodactyla, Balaenopteridae. The record is from RefSeq and is a predicted model, not a curated record. The transcript has 14 exons. Gene Ontology annotation, biological process: double-strand break repair; regulation of DNA-templated transcription. Gene Ontology annotation, cellular component: Ino80 complex. The coding region runs from base 119 to 1993 and encodes 624 amino acids.